AUACAAUAAUCUAUUAGCAAGUCAUUUCGCUACAGAGCUGCUUGGGAUUUCAACAUUAUUAUACUGAAUAUUUUUUAUCAUACACAAAAGUUUGUGAAGUUAAGUUUAUUUCAAGUGAAGAUUUGAAAUUUAUUCCCGCUAUGUUUCUAUAUCAUAAACAUGUGUGUCAGCGCAAACAUUCAGCGAAUACAUAGUAACAACUGUACUGUCACAUGAGGCUCAACAAUUGUACCUAUAACGAUUGAGUUUGGUGGAGAUUUGUGAGAAAAUAAAGUGCCGAAUAGACAAAAUGCAAGCGAGUAACGAGGAAUUGUAAAGCGUGCGCAUGAUUGUCAUAACAAGAAGCCUGUACCGACUGAUGGAACAAGCUAGAUAUCCUAGGUAGAAGCUGACAGAAAUCUAACAUCAUGGGUGUGCUGCUCUAUGCGAAGAUAGUGCUGCGGAUAGUGUUUGUGAUAUUGAACAACAUCUACACGAUUCCGACAUACUGCUUAUGGAUGCUGGUGCUGCAGCCUUUCAAGCACCUGCACCCCGACUUCUACUGGAAGAUGGAGGGCAUCUUCUUCCACUGGCUGCUGGCCAUGGUUAGCAUGUGGAGUUGGUCAGCCGGAUAUGACAUCGUCGAGGUGGGUGACGACAUCCGGUGUUGCCUGUCUUGCCGCACCCUGGUGAUAGCCAACCACCAGUCGACGGCAGAUGUGCCAAUGCUGAUGGCCACAUUCAACGCUCGGCCCACCGUCCUGCCCAACAUCAUGUGGAUCAUGGACCGCGUCUUCAAGUUCACCAACUUCGGCAUUGUCUCUGUGCUACACGAGGACUUCUUCAUACUGUCUGGCCGAAAGGCUAGGGAUGAAGGUAUCACCCAGCUGCGCAACCAUUUGCACAAUUCUUACUUGCCGCGUAACCGGAAGUUGAUGAUUCUGUUUCCGGAGGGAGGCUUUCUGCGCAAGCGCCGUGAGGCCAGUCAGCGAUACGCGCUCAAGCACAACCAUCCCAUACUCAACCACGUGUCGUUACCAAGAAUGGGAGCCAUGCAGGCGAUAAUUGACACCCUGACACCGUCAACGUCGGCCAACAACAAACUCUCUUCGAACAACAACAGCACCGACUCGAGUUCGCAGUCGUCGACGACAUCGCCGGCCGAGUCGCUGUCGUCGGUCACGACGCCGCUGAAGUUGUCGCAGCACCACUCUGGCGGAGGCAGCGUGGCAGCCGACGACCAGCUGAGUUGGGUACUCGACAUCACUGUGGCCUAUCCGGAGGGCAAGCCCCUCGAUUUGCCCACUAUCAUUUGCGGGCAGCGCAAGCCUUGUCAGACGCUCCUGUUCUACAGGAUGUAUCCUAUUGCACAGCUACCCAAAGAGCCUGAAGAACUGAUGAAAUGGCUGUUCGCGAGGUGGGAGGAGAAGGAGAAAAUUCUGAGUCAUUACUACCAGACGGGGGAACUGCCAGUGAAGGAGUACUGCACCUCCCCCAUGCCCCCCCAGCGGGUAGUCCAAGAUGGCCUCCGCUUCUUCAUCCUACACAUGUUCUUCAUCGCAUCCACCUAUCUACACUACAGGCUACUCACUUAUUUCUAUACGUUGGUCUGGUAAUACACCAUCAUCAACUAUCUUUGAGAUACAGCGAAUGAUAGUACACUAUCAGUGAAUUUAUCUUUGAGAUACGGUGUUAUGGUAGUUCACUAUCAAGAACUAUGUUUGAAAAACAUUGGUGUGGAAGCAACCGUCUUUGGUUGAGAAAGAGACGUCUCUUUCUGGUGUGGUCCGAGAAUUGUCUAUGAAAAACGAUCUUCGAGAUACAGUGGUAUGGUAUCAAGUAGUUCACUUGGUAGUUCACUAUUCAUGAACGAUAUUUCAAGUGCGGUGGUAUGGUAGUUCACUAUUCAAGAACGAUAUUUGAAGUGCGGUGGUAUGGUAGUUCACUAUUCAAGAACGAUCUUCGAGAUACGGUGGUAUGGUAGUUCACUAUCUAAGAACGAUCUUCGAGAUACGGUGGUAUGGUAGUUCACUAUCUAAGAACGAUCUUCGAGAUACGGUGGUAUGGUAGUUCACUAUUCAAGAACGAUAUUUGAGGUACGGUGGUAUGGUAGUUCACUAUCUAAGAACGAUCUUCGAGAUACGGUGGUAUGGUAGUUCACUAUCUAAGAACGAUCUUCGAGAUACGGUUACGGUAGUUCAGUAUCUAAGAACGACCUUUGAAGUAUGCUUGAAUGGUAAUAUUUCACCAAUAUCAACUGAAAACAACUUGAUAUUGUCAAAAUCACCGGAUAUUAAAACAAUUUAAGAUACUAGUUUUGCUUUCUUAGUAGCUGUGAAGGUGAUAUUUUAGUAGUUCAUACUGAAUAGAAAUCUGUGUUUAGACAAGAUCUAGUCUUUUUAUUCAAUACUAGUUUUGGUUGAUACACUUUUAUCAGUAGGGGUACUAAAAUUAUUAAAACAAAAAAGUUAUCUAGAACCCGUUUUUUAUAUUUUAUGAAUCACAACUAUAUCAACCCAUUGGCACGCCAUUCUCAAGUAGUAAUUUACACUUGAAAAUGGCUCUAAUGAGUUGAAAUUAGUUGUAAUUUAUUAAAUGUACUUGAUUAUUUAAUUUUCAAUAGUUUUGGUUGUUACACCAUUAUCAAUCUCUUGUAAACUUAAAGCUUAAACAUUGAACAUCAGAAUUUAUAGUGUGGGUGAAGCCCUGCAAUUGGCCAGUAGCUGUCGUCCAAUAAAGGCUGAGCUUUACUGACUACAUAGGCCGAGACAAGACUCGGUAGUAGAGCUUAUCCUUCAUUGGUCAACAGCUAAUGGCCAAUUGUAGAGCUUCACCCUCAAUACAUUUGUAGUUUGAUGCUCAAUUUUUAAGCGUUUAGUUUACUAGGGAUUGAUAAUGAUGUAACAACUAAAAUUAGUAUCUCAAAUUAUUUUUGUAAACCCGUGAUUUUGUCAAUAUCAAGUUCUUUUCAGUUAAUAUGGUUAUUUACUACAACAUUACCUUAACAACACCACUGAAAGUUGAUAAAUUCUUUAUCAAUGAUCGAUCUUUCAAAUAUGAUGAUUAACAAUGAACUAUCUUCGAGAUUAUGGUGGUGUCAAAGUA
Messenger RNA from Nilaparvata lugens (brown planthopper), 3084 nucleotides. Its product is annotated as acyl-CoA:lysophosphatidylglycerol acyltransferase 1-like. NCBI's taxonomy places the organism in Eukaryota, Metazoa, Arthropoda, Insecta, Hemiptera, Delphacidae. The transcript has 7 exons. The record is from RefSeq and is a predicted model, not a curated record. Gene Ontology annotation, molecular function: acyltransferase activity. The coding region runs from base 408 to 1595 and encodes 395 amino acids. Gene Ontology annotation, cellular component: endomembrane system.